Molecule: messenger RNA, 1689 nt
Organism: Symbiodinium natans
Lineage: Eukaryota; Dinophyceae; Suessiales; Symbiodiniaceae
Source: the annotation of a GenBank genome assembly
AUGAUGCUCCACUAUUGGGCAUUUGGUAACGGAAAUACAGUCUUGGCGAAGGUUAGCACGAAGAGACAGCGGACGGACGGCGUCAAAGAUGUUCAAGAUGUCCAAGAUAUCAAGGAGGGUGUCAAGACAGAGGCAGAGGGCGAUCCCAGCAAGGUCAUCUCCUGGAAUGUCAACGGGCUUGCGGUCCAGCUUCGGAACAACUGGAGCAUUAUCAAGGCUUUCCUGGAGAAGGACGUAAUUUGCCUCCAGGAAGUGCGGCUUCCGGCGGCUGGACCCAAAGGCUGCAAGCGCGGUGACGGGCAGAAGCGCUGCAGGGGCGAGGCAAAGCACGAGUCAGCUCAAGAGAAGGCGGACUGGGAUCUUGUUCAGCGGACCAUUGUUGCCACCUUCACAAAGACAUAUAGCUUCCACUGGUCGCUUGCUGACUGGAAAUAUUCAGGCACGCUGAUGAUGAUUCGAAGGAGUCUUCGACCCUCCCACAUUACGUACACGUGCUCUACGUUUGGCGAUCACCCGGCUCAUGUCGAUCCAGCAGACAGCAAGUGGCAUCCGGAGGGGAGAAUCAUCUGUGCCAGCUUCUCCACGUUCGAGUUGCUUGCGACAUAUUCCCCUAACAACGGCAGUGACCAGGAAUCCUUCGCGAGAAGAGCCGCCUGGGACAAAGCGUUGAAGCAGGCUGUUGUGCAACGAACUCGGCCUCUGGUUUGGAUCGGUGAUCUGAACGUCGCGGCGGAGCGUUUUGACGUCACGCAUCCCGAAUGGUUCGCCCAGCAGUGCUACCAGGGUGAUCCAGAAGACAUGCGUGGCCAGCCUGGUUUUACUGAAGGUGAGCGCCAGCGAUUCAAAGAUCUCCUUGUCUCUGGUCGAUUGGUGGAUGCUUACAGGCGAUUGCACCCCACCGAGGAUGUCCCGCCAGCGGCGGGGCCCUAUUACACUUGGCGAGGGCAUCCUCCUGUCCAUCAGGCUGUGGCGAAAUACCACGGGAAGGGAAUGCGAAUUGACUAUGCGCUAGUGGCAGAGGACAGCUGGAGUUGGUCAAGACAGAGUUCAGAGACCGAUGGUCUGCUCUCUGCGUCAACGUCUCUCAGUCAUCCCUCCUUCUCUGUAUCUGCGUCUUUUGCCAGUCCAGUGAGUCCAAUGUUCGUCGGCCGACAAACUGCAACGCAGCCGCAAUGUUGCCAGGAAAUGGUGCUUCGCUUGGAGGCGUGCGACAUUUUAGGUCACGGAGCUGACAGGAAUGGCUUCCUUGGAAGCUGGGAUGCAUGGACACAAGUUGGCCAGGUGGUGCAUUGCGAUGGCACGCUCCGGAAGCUAUGUUUCAUGUCGCACACAAGAAUGCCUUGGAGCACAGUCCUCGUCUCUGCAGCUUUUCUAACGGUCGAGCUUUCGGUAUCCGCCAUGGAACGCUCCGAACGCUCCGAGGAGUUGCGACUAUUUCAGGCCUUGGGACUUGAGAUUCCUAGCUGGCGCCGGCGCCUGAUGGGUGCCCUGCUGGAAGGACCUGAUGGCACGCAACAGAGACUCUGUGCAGGCACGCGGAACCGCACCACUCAGGCGAAGGCGCUUCCCGAGCCGGUCGACGCUUAUGGGGGUGCUUCAGGUACAUCCGAUAGAGCUGCCCUUGCGAAACGUCAAGAAGCCCAGAGGUGGCUGGCCGCUUCAGUGAAUAUGCCAGGGGUGGGACUUUGA